AUGCCCUCCCUUCGUUUACUUCGUCAGACAUCCCCUAGCGACGUUCUGGCGACCGUGAUAAGCGGCUUGGAGGUGUUAAAAGAGACCUCCCAUGCUAUCGCUGUUAUCCCACUCAUGGGAGACGUCAUCGGUAUCGCGCUCGGAAUCGCCAAAACCAUCGAGAGAAUCCGCGGUGACAGGGAACAAUUCGUUCGCCUUGCGAGAUCCAUGUCUGAGCUCUUACGUCACAUCGAAGAGACAGUCGCUGCCGAUCCGCAAGCAGUAGACGACAAGUUACGGCACAACUUGCGGGAUCUUUGCUCGUUGCUAACUCGUGUUCAACAAGAUGUCGAGUUACAGCUUCGCCGGAAACCACUCGCCCGGUUUUUUCUUCAAGGGUCUAUCACAGAGAUGCUCGAGGAUCGCACACACCAAAUCGAAACUGCGUGGCGCGCGUUUGAUGUGUGGCCCCAAUUGGACGUCUCGAUAAAACCCGUGUUAACGAUGCGCCCACAGCUUCGUUUAUUCCGCAGAAAUGAUAUUCGAUGCUUCAAAGUUCGGGGCACCCAUCGCGUUGACGGUCGUGACAUCGGGGAGGAGUGGGACGGCCGAUGGGAAGGGCGCGCCAUCGUUGUUCGGACAAUCCGAACACCUGCUGAAGUCCAGGUGAGUUGGCUUACAUCAUACCAUCCCUACAUCGCCCAAGUCCUCGGGUACUCCCAUCCUUCUCUGCAAGAGAGGUUCUAUGUGAUGGACACAGGUAAGGCCUAA
Molecule: messenger RNA, 750 nt
Organism: Trametes versicolor FP-101664 SS1
Lineage: Eukaryota; Fungi; Basidiomycota; Agaricomycetes; Polyporales; Polyporaceae
Exons: 5
Coding region: 1-750 (249 amino acids)
Biological process (GO): cell surface receptor signaling pathway
Source: RefSeq, a predicted model, not a curated record